AUGUCAUAUCCAGCCAAUGAUGUCUCCAAAAUUGGCGUCGAGUCAAUCCCAGUCGAGCCUCCCGCUGCCGUCGACGUCGCGAUUGAGGAGAAAGCAAUUAUCACUCCACCGCCGCCAAGUGCCCCAGAUGGAGGUAUCAGAGCCUGGCUUCAGGUGAUCGGAUGUUGGCUGGUUUUCUUCAAUGUCUGGGGAUUUACCUUCUCAUUCGGACUCUUCCAAAACUACUAUGAGUUGGUUCUUUUGUCGAGUCAAUCUCCCUCCGACAUCUCCUGGAUCGGCACAUGCGCAUCAUAUCUUUUGAUUGUCAUAGGUGUCAUUUCCGGCCCUUUAUUUGACCUCGGCCACUAUCGAACCAUGCUUUUUGGUGGUGCUUUCAUGUCUUGUUUUGGAAUUAUGAUGUUGAGCCUGUCAUCUGAAUACUACCAGAUCAUAUUGACGCAGGGUAUCUGCAUGGGUCUGGGAUGCGGAGUUCUCUAUGUUCCUGGCCUUGCACUGGUCAGUCGUUCAUUUACGACUCAUCGAGCCAUGGCACUUGGGAUAGUCACUUGUGGUGCCCCUGUCGGCGGUAUCAUCUAUACGAUUACGUUCGACCAAUUGAUUGAACCACUUGGCUUUGACUGGACUGUGAGGGUAAUGGGUUUCAUUAUGCUGGGUUCCUAUGUCAUCGCAUUCCCACUUUUACUUUGGGGAGCCGAGAACACCGGGGACAUUGGUACUGGUACUGCUCGAAAACUAUUUGACAAAGCAGCACUCAAGGAUACGGCGUUCUGGAUGUACACUUGGGCCAAUUUCUUCAUAUUUUGCGGCUACCUCGUCCCAUUUUUCUACAUUCCCAGCUACGCACAACUUUCACUGCACAUGUCUCGGUCUUUGGCUCUGUACUCUAUUGUGGUCGCCCAAGGUGCAUCCGUCAUAGGUCGACUCUUUGCUUCCGCAGUGGCUCUUCGAAUUGGAGUCAUGAUCCCCUGGCUGACCUGUGCUUCUGUUUCCGCAAUACUCUGUCUUUCCUGGAUUGGGAUUCGUAGCAACUCUGCUUUCUUUGCCUUUUCUGCAUUAUACGGCGGCUUUAGCGGAGCUCUCAUCCCUCUCCCGCCCAGUAUAUUUCCCGUCGUCUGCCCCGAUCCGAAAGUCCUGGGUGCACGCCUUGGAAUGGCUCAAGCUAUUGGGGCUACCGCGUCGUUGAUAGGAAGCCCUAUUGCUGGAGCGUUAGUGGCCGAUGGCAAUGACUCCAAUUCACAAAACUAUCUAGGACUGCAGCUUUGGAGCGGUCUAAUCAUGAUAGUGGGAGCACUGCUUCUAACAGGCCUUUGGGUUACUCUAGUAAAACGGAGGAAUUCCGGCAAGCUGAUCUAA
Molecule: messenger RNA, 1353 nt
Organism: Rhinocladiella mackenziei CBS 650.93
Lineage: Eukaryota; Fungi; Ascomycota; Eurotiomycetes; Chaetothyriales; Herpotrichiellaceae
Exons: 5
Coding region: 1-1353 (450 amino acids)
Biological process (GO): transmembrane transport
Cellular component (GO): fungal-type vacuole membrane
Molecular function (GO): transmembrane transporter activity
Source: RefSeq, a predicted model, not a curated record